Monopterus albus (swamp eel) is the source of this 461-nucleotide messenger RNA. RefSeq names its product glucose-6-phosphatase-like. Gene Ontology annotation, biological process: gluconeogenesis; glucose 6-phosphate metabolic process. The annotation marks the transcript as partial. Lineage: Eukaryota; Metazoa; Chordata; Actinopteri; Synbranchiformes; Synbranchidae. Gene Ontology annotation, cellular component: membrane. The transcript is spliced from 2 exons. Gene Ontology annotation, molecular function: glucose-6-phosphatase activity. The record is from RefSeq and is a predicted model, not a curated record.
UUUACUUAAGUAAAGGACUUGAGAACGUCUUGCACUAAUGGUUUUGUGGUUCUGGGAGUUACUUCUAAACACAUAAAUAGAAGCCAUGACACAUUCGUUCACUCCUUUGUUUUGCAGCAAUAAUGGACUUGCUCCACAGCUCUGGUGUGAGCAGUACGUUCUACCUGCAGACUCACUACAGCCACAACCAGGACUGUUUCCUGUUAGUCUCCAUGGCAACAGACAUACACAACACCUUCUUCCUGUUGUUCCCCAUAUGGUUUCAUGUAGAGCAAGCUGAGGCAAUCAAACUGGUUUGGGUGGCAGUAGUGGGAGACUCCCUUAACCUGAUGUUGAAAUGGCUUCUAUUUGGCAAGUGUCCCUAUUGGUGGGUUCAGGAGACAGGUUUCUAUGGGAACUCCUCACAGCCAAUAAUAGAGCAGUUUCCCAUCACUUGUGAGACUGGACCAGGUAAGAGUAAC